UGAUGUUCUUCUAUUUCUCAUCAUUUCCAGAGCUGAACUUGACUAAGUAUGAAGGAGACGACAUGUCAAUCCAGUGCAAACAUCAUGAUGAACAUCAGAAACUCUUCUGCAAAGCACAUGAACCCUCCAUGUGUGUGAAGGAUGGAGUUUCAUUGGAGACGAUCAGAGAUGAUCGAUUCUCUUUCAGUGAUGAAGCUUCUACUGGAGUCUUUACUGUGAACAUCACUGAUCUGAGAGAAGAGGAUUCUGGGAUAUACUGGUGUGGAUCUCACAUCAUCACUAAAGUCAACCUCAAUGUAAAACAGGAUUUCUUUUUGUUCAACAUUAUUUCUAUAUGUUCGACUCUGCUGCUGAUUGGAGGAUUCACUGUGAUUGAGUGUUUAAUAAGAUGAGGUGAUGCUGUCCUUCAUGAACACACACUGAUUAUGACUACUACAGCUUAACACAAAAAAACAUUGUAUACGAAUAGUCUUUAUCAAAUAAGAUGAAUGUCUUCAAAAGAACAUUUUGUCAGAUGCACCUCACUGUUCAUUGAUAUUGUUUUGUAAUUUUAGGGAUGAGCUCAACAUCAGACGAGACACAGUAAAGCAGUGAGUCUGUGUCUUCAUGCACUUAAAGGUUCUCUAAGCGAUCCUGGGUGGAGUAACUUCCUGUUGACGUUCGAAGUGUUGUCAAACAAAUCAGAGGCUAGCUAGACCCUCCCUCCUCCUCCUCUCCCUC
Messenger RNA from Megalobrama amblycephala (Wuchang bream), 720 nucleotides. Its product is annotated as CMRF35-like molecule 6. Lineage: Eukaryota; Metazoa; Chordata; Actinopteri; Cypriniformes; Xenocyprididae. The coding region runs from base 3 to 392 and encodes 129 amino acids. The record is from RefSeq and is a predicted model, not a curated record. The transcript has 2 exons.